This is a messenger RNA of Spea bombifrons (plains spadefoot toad), 635 nucleotides long. It is a transcript of the gene TMEM107, whose product is annotated as transmembrane protein 107. Gene Ontology annotation, biological process: non-motile cilium assembly; protein localization to ciliary transition zone. Gene Ontology annotation, cellular component: MKS complex. Bases 99 to 521 code for a protein of 140 amino acids. The transcript is spliced from 6 exons. NCBI's taxonomy places the organism in Eukaryota, Metazoa, Chordata, Amphibia, Anura, Pelobatidae. The record is from RefSeq and is a predicted model, not a curated record.
CACGGCUCCUGACCAGCGACAGAAAAGGCUCCAUAAAGCCCUCUAAACCCUAUGUAUAGAGCAACAAGUAUACCGUGGGCGGUGUAUAGAGGUUUAUAAUGUCCGCCAUCAGUAGUCUGGUCCCGUCUCGUUUCCUCACGCUUACUGCUCACCUGGUCAUCGUCAUAACAAUAUUUUGGUCAAGAGAGAAUAAUGUACUCGCCUGUCUGCCUAUCGAUUACACACCAGAAGAGUAUUCCUCUCGUGAUACAGAGUUGAUUGUCGCUCUCUCCGUCACACUGGGGAUGUUUGCUGUGGAGUUUGCUGGUUUUCUUUCUGGAAUUUCAAUGUUCAACAACUCACAGAGCCUAAUUUCUGUGGCUCUGCACUGUGCCGCCUCCGUUAGCCUGUCCCUGUUUGUCUCACAGAAAUGGGAAUGUACCUCGUAUUGGUAUAUCUUUGGUUUCUGCAGCGCCCUGCCAGCCCUCACAGAGCUCUUCGUCUUUAUUGCUGUUCUUGGGCUGAAGCGGAAGCCCCUGUAAGCCUGCGCAACCAGAGACACAAUGAAAACCUCGAAACAGCCAAUGAUGUGCCAAAAGACCUUUUAAUCAAUGUGAUCAAGCGCAAAAAAAUAAUAAUCGGAUGUAUGGCCACCU